UACAGGAACGGCCAGUGCAGCGUCUAUUCAACUGCCGUGCCGAACAACACAAAACGAUUUAUUUGUGGAUACAUUUUACGAUUUACUGAGCAAAAAUGCCAGAAUUGGCGGUAGAAAGGGUCGUUGUUCAUCCCUUGGUGCUGCUGAGUGUUGUGGAUCAUUUUAACAGGAUUGGUAAAGUUGGCAGCCAGAAGCGAGUUGUGGGUGUUCUUCUGGGCUCAUGGCACAAGAAAGUGCUUGAUGUAUCCAACAGCUUCGCUGUGCCUUUUGAUGAGGAUGACAAGGAUGAUUCAGUGUGGUUCCUCGACCACGACUACCUGGAGAAUAUGUAUGGCAUGUUUAAGAAAGUCAAUGCAAGGGAGCGAAUAGUUGGGUGGUACCACACGGGCCCAAAACUGCACAAGAAUGAUAUUGCCAUAAAUGAACUCAUGAAACAGUACUGCGCUAAUUCGGUUUUAGUCAUCAUUGAUGUAAAACCCAAAGACCUGGGGUUGCCAACUGAGGCUUACAUCUCAGUGGAGGAAGUGCAUGAUGAUGGAACUCCUACAUCUAAAACAUUUGAACAUGUGACCAGUGAGAUUGGAGCUGAGGAGGCGGAGGAAGUGGGUGUGGAGCACUUGUUGAGGGACAUCAAGGACACAACAGUCGGAACCUUGUCGCAACGUAUCACCAAUCAAGUGCAUGGUUUAAAAGGGCUCAACUCCAAGCUGUUGGAUAUCAAGAGCUAUCUUGAGAAGGUUGCAACAGGCAAACUGCCCAUCAAUCACCAGAUUAUUUAUCAGCUACAGGAUGUGUUCAAUCUGCUGCCUGAUGUCAACCUGCAGGAGUUUGUCAAGGCCUUCUUCCUCAAGACCAAUGACCAGAUGCUUGUGGUCUAUUUGGCCUCACUUAUACGCUCUGUCGUGGCACUCCAUAAUCUCAUCAAUAACAAAAUCGCUAACCGUGAUGCCGAAAAGAAAGAGGGCCAGGAGAAAGAAGACAGCAAAAAAGAGAAGAAGGAAGAGAAGGAUAAAGAUAAGGACAAAGACAAGGAGAAGGGAGAUGCUACAGCCAAGAAAGAUGACAAAAAGGAAAAGAAAUGAACCUGAACUGGCAUGAACUUGGGCUUACACAAUUCUGGCUGAAUAAGGGAGGAAUUCUGUGUUUCUUCUCUCUUCUUGUAACAAUCUGCAGGUUUAAUUGGGCAAUUGUAUCUGUCUUUUUUUUUUAUAUAAAGGACUUAUCAUUUUCUGUUUGGAUUAAAAGAAAGAACUUCCGUUGAACCAUUUUGAUAUUCCAGUCCAGAAGAAGGUUGAUUCACCCACUUAUAUCUACAUUAUAGUACCGUUAUAAGUCUAUCAAAUUAUAAAGACAGGUCACCAGUGUGACAGCAAUGUCCAACUGCAGCUGUCAUUUUAUUUACAUGUAAGAAAUUCCUUUUUUUAUCAUUAUAAAAAGCAAUGUUAAACAAGCUUGUUGUGGGGUGUAACAUGUUUUAUGUUCACAAUAUGCUUAAAGCAAAGCGUAUAGUACAAGUUCACAAAGAGCGAAUUUCUCUAUUUGCAAAACAUGUUUAAGAAUAUUUUCAGAAAUAAAGAAGAGGUUUCAAAAUAUAUCCUAAAAUCAUCUGCUAUGUAAUAAAAUGGUAAUUUCCCUUUUCAGUUGUGCUUUACA
Xyrauchen texanus (razorback sucker) is the source of this 1653-nucleotide messenger RNA. RefSeq names its product 26S proteasome non-ATPase regulatory subunit 7-like. The transcript has 7 exons. The record is from RefSeq and is a predicted model, not a curated record. Gene Ontology annotation, biological process: proteasome-mediated ubiquitin-dependent protein catabolic process. NCBI's taxonomy places the organism in Eukaryota, Metazoa, Chordata, Actinopteri, Cypriniformes, Catostomidae. Gene Ontology annotation, cellular component: proteasome regulatory particle; proteasome complex. Bases 96 to 1082 code for a protein of 328 amino acids. Gene Ontology annotation, molecular function: protein binding; metallopeptidase activity.